UCUACUGCACUGACACUUCCAACUCUCGCGAGAGUUUGUGAUUACGUUUGCGGAAGUUUACAUUCCGUGUAGAAAAACGUGCUGCUCAUGGCAGCCGUGAGUAACACCGGCUGCAGGUUUUCUUUAGCUGCUUUAUUCCCCUUAAUGUAGCAGCUCUCUAAGAUGUAUUCCGUUUUAAUUAACGCGGUUUUGUCCAGCUCUCCUGACUACGGCCUUUUGUUUGAGUCUCUGUCAUGGCCGAGGGACUCUCGCCCGGGGACGGAGCGAGUCGGGGCGCUGACAGCUUUCAUUGAGGGACUCGGUCCACUCAUGACCGACUCGGACACGACUCCGUUGACAGCUGCGAAUAAAAUAGCUAUUAAAGACAAAAUCGAGUCGGUGAUCUGGACCCAGUGUCUACCUCUUCUCUCCACAAUAUCAGCAGAAGCCGGUGAAGGCAUGCGGAGCAGGGAGAGUACCGCUGCUGCCUGCCGACUCAUGAGUGUCUGUGUCCCGCUGUGUGACGAGGCUGUGCCGGGGCGGGUAGCUCUGUCUGUCCUGCCGUCGCUCCAGCUGUCGGAGGAGGAGGUGCCCGGUGCGGGACGACUCAAUGUGGAGGUUGCUAGUGAAGUCAUGGCUGCUCUCAUACCUUCUCUGUCAGUGGAUGAUCAGCUCACACUCACCAUCCUGACAUCCGCCUUGUCCUGCAUCAAAACACUCCCCGAUGCACUGGUGUCCAAAAUCACAGUCCGGCUUCUCGUAACCCUGCUGACCUGCUGCAGCGGUGUGAGGUUAGAAAGCAGCCUGGACUUGAUCCUGGGUGAUCUGUGCAGCUGGCACACCACUGACCGCACACCUGUGGUGACAGAGCGGGCACUGCUGUGUCUGACCGCCCUGUCAGACCACCUGCUGAAACCUCACAGGGUUUCCUCUUCGUCCUCCUGUGAGCCUCGUCUGUCCCGCAUGUUCUGGACGAUGGUUCAGGAUGGACUCACGCACAGAGACAGCGUGUCACGUAAGAGGGCGUUGUACCUGCUGAAAAAGUGCGUGGCCUUGUCAGAGGAGGAGGGGGUGGACUGUCCUGUCUCUCCACCAGGGGAAGAAGAGGUCUUGUUCAGGUGGGCCGCCAACAGGAGCAAGUUGCUUCGAGAGUUCUGGGAGGAUUACGCUCUGGUGAUGGAGACCCUGGAGGAAAACCAGGUUCAUGUAGUCCGGCCAGUUUUAAACAGAAUAGACACGCUGAUCCAAACAACAGUGAACGACAGUCAAGCUUCAGGUCAAGGCCUCUUCCACCCCUCGUGGCUGCUGUGUGUGUACCAGCGGAUGUUCCAUAGUGAAAACAAAUCCUUAAUGAGAGAGGGAGUGUGUCAUCUGCUCGAGCUGCAGGUUCUGCAGCAGCCAGACUUUGCUGUGGCCUUUUCUCAGUUCAUCGUUGGCCCUUUCAUGGAUGUUCUGUCUGAAACUUCGCUCUUCCAAAGGUCAGUUGGACAGAGCGUAGGAGACUGUCCUGAGCUUGGUGUUAAACUCCAAGUCUUCAUGGCCACCUUCUUCAGCAGCCUGCCACCAGAGCAUAGAGGCCAUAUGUUGCUGCAGAUGAUUCAGCAGCUGUGCUCCAAGCACUGGUGUGCGGUACCCCUCCUGUUCCUCUCCCAAGCUCUAUCCAAACUCCCAUCGAGUCCACUGCUGGGGAUCAACGGGCUGACUGCUCUCAGGGAGGUACUGCGCUGCACCAUGAUCACUCAUCAAGUCCUGCUGAGAGGUGCCGCUCAGUGCUUCCUGCUGAACGGCGCCCUCUGUCUCAUGGAUGUGAGUGCAGUGACCCUAGACGAUGUUUUUAGUUUCCUGAUGGAUUUUCGUGCAGACGAGUCGCUGUGUAGAGGCACACAGAUCUGGAACCAGUUAUGUGCCUGGCUAUUGGACAAUGAAGGCAGUUUCAAGCCCAGGAUUCUGGAUGGAGAUUGUACUGGUGCUGCCACAAAGAAAGAAACUAUAAGAGGUUAUGUUGAAAGCGAGAUAUACAUGUAUCUCCGAGUCCCAGCUAGCACAGGUCACACUGAGAGGUUACCUGACCCUAAAGAUGCUGAAAAGUUGGCCCGGGCUAUUCUGUUGUGCGUGGACAUGGAGAGAGAUCAACUCGGGGCAGAGAAGAGUAACACUCUGGAGUCAUUACUCUCUCCGCUGCUGGACACUCUAAGCAGAGUCAGCACCAAUAUCUACCUGCCUCUGCGUAAGAGUGACAAGAGCCUUCAGCUCGUCCUCCAGCUGUUCCAGCUUGGAGGAAUACCAAGCUGUCAGCACACUGUAGGGGAGCCAGUGGAUAAUGUGAUGGUAACCAUGGAGAGGCUCAUUUUUAAACUUGUCGAUCCAAUCCAGGAGUUUAUCCUGAGGCGACUGUUUGGGGAGCUGCAGGAGCUGUUUGAUGUGGAGCGGGCAGAGCUGUAUCUGUGUGUCCUGCGGCAGCUGGUGGUCAUGUACAGUUCUGCACCACAGCACCGUAAUAAAAUUCAGCAAACCUAUUUCCCUAAACUCAUCAAGCACAGCCUCAGUGUCCUGCAAGAACCAAGUCAGCAGAUCCACUCUGUGGGAAACCAGGUGGCAAGAGCUGUUGCUAUGGCUUCCCUGGCUACAGUAUGUAGUCUUGUGGAGCAGGGUGUGAUUGGCAUGCAAUCAGAGACCAUUUCUGUCCUGAAAUCACUGAAUGACUACUUCUACAGUCCAGGGCCAUCUGCCUCCCAAAGUCCAUCCUCUGUGGGAAACUUCAAUAAACGCCUGCAAAGACCACAGACAGGAGACAGUUUAAGCGAUGUAGGAGUGCAGGAUCGUCUGCUGAAGGACUGGGGACGCAUCGCUGCCAAUUUUAUGCGGGACCAGUGGAUUUGUCUGAGCUUCCUUAUUAAGUCUCUUGGGGUUCCCGAGUCUGUAGAGAUUUCCAGAGUGUCCGAGACUCUCAAGGCUGCUCUGGGCUGCAGUGUGGAGGCCCUGUCUCUGCUGCCCAGUGACCUGGUGCUGCCUGUACUCACCUUUAUGGAGACAGUGCUGCCAGAAUUACUACUUUCUGAGGAGGUCCUCUGUGUGGAGGCUGUGACUCUGAGCUGGGAGCUGGUGCAGGGGCUGUCCACUAAUGCCCAUGACUUCUGGCUGGCUCUGAAAGGCUUCAUCUCCAUGGCCUUCCACCAUAAACUGCUCGUGCUGACAGAUUCCCAGGCUCCGACAGUCGUCACCACCCUGAAGCAGAUUGCCACUGAGCUGAUGGAGCUGUCACAGUCAAAGAGUGGAGUAUUCGGUGUGCUGCUUCAACACUGCUGUGAGAUGUGGCUGCCUACAGACAGAGGCAGCAGCAACAGGGCAGACACAUUGUUUUCUAGUGUUUUCAGCCACGUCAGCAUACUCAGUGAGGCUUGUGUCUAUGGACCAGUGUUCAGGAGAGAUCAGCGGCUCAUUCAGGAUGUCCAAACAUAUGUGGAGCAACUCGGCGAAGAGUGUGCCGCCAAUGUUGCAGUUACAAGUGAUAACAAGGAUGAUCAGUUGCCUCGCACAUGUGUGCUGGCUUUCCUCAGCCGCCUGGAUUCCUCUAAUCUGCAGCAUCAAAGACUGAUGGAGGAACUGGUUAUGGAUUUGUUGAAAAAGGAUACUGACAUAUCAAAGUCAAAAGUGCGUUACUAUAGCAACUCCCUGCAACAUCGUAUCAAAAACAGAGUAUGGCAGACACUGCUACUGUUGCUGCCCAGACUCAGAGAGGAGUUUGUCGCCACGUUGGUGAAACGUGUGUUUGAGGCCGGAUUCUGCAGUAACCAGGCCUCAGUCAAGUACCUGAUCGAGUGGAUGAUGAUUCUGAUCCUUGUCCAGUAUCCGCAACACAUGGACAGCUUUUGGACCUGCUUCAGCAUGGAUCAUGAGAAGACCAAGACAAGCAGCUGCACCUUCCUUUCAGUCCUGGUACAUUUCAACGUCAUCAUUUCUAAUCUUAAGGAUGAGGCAGUGCAGUUGAGAACGGCGCUGGAUAUCAUCCUGCAGUGGUGCUUCAACCAUAACUUCAGCGUGCGCCUGUAUGCCUUACUGGCCCUGAAGAGGGUGUGGAGCUUGGCUGAAGUCCGUGCAGAGGAAGGCGCCGAGGGUUUUGGAGGACUGUCCACUGUGAUCAAAGCCUGUCUGAACCAGGCUGAGGCCAUGCAGAGCACAGGAAAUGCCAACAAGAACUGGAUAAGGAUUCAGGAGCACUUCUUCUUUGGCGCGUUUCAUCCUAUCCGGGAUUACAGCGUUGAGACCAUAUUCUAUACUUUCCCCAGUCUGUCAGAGUUGGCUGAUGAUGAGUGGAUUCCACCCUGGAAGUUUGAGAAACUGUCGUGUUUCUCUGAGAGUCCAUCUUUCCCUUUAAGAAAUCCUGCUCCCGACCUGAACCAGCUCCAGCCUGGAGACUGGAUCCAGCAAGACAAAGGUGAGCAGAGUAAGGAGGACCGCUGGACUGAGGUGCAGAAGAAGAUCACUCCCUGGAGGCUGGGGAUCAACGAACAGGAGCCCGAACUUCAGCUGGUUCCACAACAGAGGGCCGCUCGACUGGGCAAACUGCAUGGCGCCCUGCUGGUGGUAGCCUCACUUAUCGACAAGCCCACCAAUUUAGGAGGUCUGUGCAGGACCUGUGAAAUCUUUGGGGCCAGCGCUCUGGUUCUGGACAGCCUCCGCCAUGUCAGCGACAAAAGUUUUCAGUCCCUGAGCGUCUCCUCUGAGCUGUGGCUUCCUCUAUUAGAGGUGAAGCCGAUGGAGCUCACCGACUUCCUGCAGGUAAAGAAGAGUGAGGGGUACUGCAUCGUUGGAGUGGAGCAGACAGCCAACAGUCAGAGCCUCCAGGACUACAAGUUCCCUGAGAAGACCCUGCUCCUUCUGGGCAAUGAACGAGAAGGCAUCCCCGCCAAUUUGCUCCAAAUGUUUGAUGUGUGUGUGGAAAUCCCCCAACAGGGGGUCAUCCGUUCACUCAACGUUCACGUGAGCGCUGCCCUCCUGAUUUGGGAAUAUACACGGCAACGCCUCACCUCAUCUGAAGUCAACUCGAAAUGCAGCUGAGCAGCAAAGUGGACAUCACAUGUCUGUUUAUCUGAUGAGUUUUUGAUGUGGAAUGAGGACAUGCUGUCAUGUUAAUGGAGACAAUCUGUGUUGGCAAAGCAGAAGCAUACAUGGAAAUCUUGCCUUUUUUGAGGAGGAAAUGUCUGGACAGGACUAAAGUAUAAUGUCAAUAUGCUGCUAUGUAUUAAAAUGCUGCUUUUUGCUUUUCUGCAUUGUUUUUAUUGCUUAUUUUAAAUUGUACUACUUUUUUGAUAUGGUUGAAAGAAUAAAUAAAGUUUUGACAUUCUUA
Larimichthys crocea (large yellow croaker) is the source of this 5326-nucleotide messenger RNA. It is a transcript of the gene tarbp1, whose product is annotated as TAR (HIV-1) RNA binding protein 1. The record is from RefSeq and is a predicted model, not a curated record. Bases 163 to 5037 code for a protein of 1624 amino acids. Gene Ontology annotation, biological process: tRNA methylation. Lineage: Eukaryota; Metazoa; Chordata; Actinopteri; Sciaenidae. Gene Ontology annotation, molecular function: RNA binding; tRNA (guanine) methyltransferase activity. The transcript has 29 exons.